GAAGUGACAGUCAACUUUUAAUGCGGAAGAGAAACAAGUCUCUGAGGAUACCCCCCCGUUUAAACUUGUUACAAAAUGAAGCACAAGCAGUAGGUCACCUCGAGAGGCGAGCGACAGUUUGGUCACGGUUUCAUUUUUGAAGACGACAGGCAACAGCCGGACCGACGUCACGCGAGCUAAUGGCAGGUAGCAACUUACAGAAAGCUAUCGAUCUGGCCAACAAAGCUGCACAGGAGGACAAAGCCAAAAACUACGAAGAGGCCCUCAAAUGUUAUGAGCAUGCAGUGCAGUACUUCCUCCACGUUGUCAAGUAUGAGGCUCAGGGUAUUCGAGCGAAGCAGAGCAUCAGGGACAAGUGCAACGACUACCUGGACCGAGCCGAGCAGCUGAAGAAAUAUCUGCAGGACAAGGAGAAGAGUCCUCCGGCCAAACCCGUCAAAGAGAGCCAGUCGGAUGACAAAGGGAGUGAAAGCGAUGAAGGGGAAGACCAGGAGAAGAAGAAGUUCCAAAAUCAACUCUCAGGUGCCAUUGUCAUGGAAAAGCCAAACAUCAAGUGGGACGAUGUCGCUGGACUUGAAGGGGCCAAAGAAGCCUUGAAGGAAGCUGUCAUCCUGCCCAUCAAAUUCCCUCAUCUGUUCACCGGAAAGCGAACUCCUUGGCGAGGGAUCCUUCUCUUUGGCCCCCCGGGAACGGGGAAAUCCUACCUGGCCAAGGCGGUAGCCACAGAAGCCAACAACUCCACCUUCUUCUCGAUCUCCUCAUCCGAUCUUGUGUCCAAGUGGUUGGGGGAGAGUGAAAAGCUGGUGAAGAACCUGUUCUGUUUAGCUCGAGAGCACAAACCGUCCAUUAUUUUCAUCGACGAGAUCGACUCACUCUGUGGCUCUAGGAGCGAGAACGAGAGCGAGGCAGCGCGCAGAAUCAAGACGGAGUUCCUUGUUCAGAUGCAGGGGGUUGGAGUUGAUAAUGAUGGAAUUCUGGUCCUGGGAGCCACGAAUAUACCAUGGACAUUGGACUCUGCUAUCAGGAGAAGGUUUGAAAAGCGAAUCUACAUUCCUCUGCCCGAGGAGCACGCCCGCUCGUUCAUGUUCAAGCUGCAUCUGGGAACCACGCCCAACAGCCUGACGGAGGCAGACUUCAUCACUCUGGGCCAGAAAACUGAGGGCUACUCUGGGGCUGACAUCAGCGUUAUUGUCAGGGACGCCCUCAUGCAGCCUGUCAGGAAGGUCCAGUCGGCCACUCACUUCAAGAAGGUUCGGGGGUCGUCUUGGAAAAACCCGGGUGUCGUGGUGGAAGACCUCCUGACUCCAUGCUCGCCGGGAGAUCCCAACGCCAUAGAGAUGACGUGGAUGGACGUCCUCGGGGAGAAACUUCUGGAGCCAGUCGUCUGCAUGGCCGACAUGUUGAGGUCACUUGCAAACACCAAGCCGACUGUGAAUGAGCAGGACUUGGGGAAGCUGCAGAAGUUUACUGAAGAUUUUGGUCAAGAGGGCUAGCACUGUCAACGCUCCACUCAUUAAAUUAGUGGAUUGAUUGAUUGAUUGAUGUGUUUGGUGUGUUGCUGGUUUCUGGAGCCUUAAGUUCUUAGUUUCCUUCUCUGGUCAAAAAUACCCCCAAAGUAUAUGUUACAGUGACAUGUGGAAAAAAACAGAAUCCUCAAAAAUCAGUGAUCAAAAUCUUUUUUGUCAAUCUACUAAUCAAUGAAUCAACUGUUUCAGCACUAUUUAUCGCUAAUAUAUCAAUCCACUGUUUACAUCUACACAUUUGUAUGGUUUCAUACAUCUGUUACUCGGUUUUAUUUUAUUUUGCAUACCUAAAAAUAAAGAGAUAAUGUCUUUAUUUUUUUAAGGAAAUUCUGUCUCUAUAUGUACUUAGAUAUGUGCAGUUAAUGGUUAUGUUACGGUCACUGUGGGUAAAUGCACCUUUCCAACUCUACAUACCUCUUAGUCUUGUCUAAGGAGAAUCGUUCUAUUAUUAUGCUAUUAGUCUCGGGGGCUGGAUGUUAGUGAAUGGCAACUCGUACUGAAACGUUUUUGAAGCCCACUCUCUUUCAAACAUUGAAGUUAUCUUUUUCUGGUAAUUUCUGUUUCAAAGUUAAAGGGUGUAAUUGUACACAUUACGUAGAAGUGCAAGGCUAUUUAAAAAGCAUCAUCAAUGAAAAACGAACUACGUAUAAAGUUUUCAAUACCAGCUUCAAAAAAGUUUUGAGUUAAUGAAUUUUUAAAAAAUUGCAGCAUAACAAUCAGCACAUAUUUCUACACUUUCACAGGUUCUUCUUUCAACUUUCCAACUAAUAAUCAGCUGUAUUCUGAACUAUUCAUAGAUGCUGCCUUUGUGCCCAGGGUUUUUUCCCUAAUUUGCCUUUAUUUAAGUUUCUCUUUGUGUUUAUAGAGGUGACUUAUUGGUUACAUGAAUAAAGCUUGCGGUGGUCUUUUGCA
Scophthalmus maximus (turbot) is the source of this 2435-nucleotide messenger RNA. RefSeq names its product vacuolar protein sorting-associated protein 4B. The transcript has 11 exons. NCBI's taxonomy places the organism in Eukaryota, Metazoa, Chordata, Actinopteri, Pleuronectiformes, Scophthalmidae. Gene Ontology annotation, biological process: endosomal transport; vacuole organization. The record is from RefSeq and is a predicted model, not a curated record. The coding region runs from base 180 to 1493 and encodes 437 amino acids. Gene Ontology annotation, molecular function: ATP binding; ATP hydrolysis activity.